GGAGCGGCCGCCCGGGGUCGCUGCUGCGGCGGCGGCGGAGGGUCCGGUUCGUCGGUGCGGCCAUGGCGGUGUUCGUGACGCGGCGGAUCCCCGCCGAGGGGCUGCGGGUCCUGUCGCAGGCCGGCGGGUGCCGUGUCCAGCAGUGGGACUCGGAGGAGCCGGUGCCGCGGGCCGAGCUGCUGGCAGGCGUGGCGGGGAAGCGUGGGUUGCUCUGCCUCCUCUCCGACCGCAUCGACCGAGAGGUGCUGGACGCUGCCGGGCCCGGCCUGAAAGUCAUCAGCACCAUGUCCGUGGGGUUUGACCACCUCGCCCUGGAGGAAAUCAAGAAGCGAGGGAUCCGCGUGGGGUACACCCCCGACGUCCUCACUGACGCCACCGCAGAGCUCUCUGUAGCUUUACUUCUGGCUGCGUGCCGCCGGCUGCCGGAGGCAGUGGAGCAGGUAAAGAAUGGUGGCUGGACAACAUGGAAGCCCUUAUGGAUGUGUGGCUAUGGUCUGUCUGAUAGCACGGUGGGCAUCAUAGGACUGGGGAGAAUAGGACAGGCGGUUGCCCGCCGCCUAAAGCCAUUUGGGGUCAAGAAGUUUUUGUACACUGGCAGUUGCCCGAAGCCAGAGACUGCUGCGGAGUUUGAAGCUGAGUUUGUCCCACUCAUGAGGCUGGCUGAAGAGUCGGACUUCGUUGUGGUGACGUGCGCUUUGACUCCGGCCACCCAGGGAAUGUGCAACAGGGACUUCUUUGGCAGAAUGAAGAAGACCUCUGUGUUCGUCAACACAAGCAGGGGGGCCGUGGUGAACCAGGAGGACCUGUACGAUGCCCUGGCUCACGGCCAGAUCGCAGCAGCGGGGCUGGAUGUCACAACGCCGGAGCCGCUGCCCACUGACCACCCCCUGCUCUCCCUCAAGAAUUGUGAAAUGAGGCUUUGAUGAUUCUGAAACUAUUCAGAGAUUUCACCCAAAACUGCCAAAUAGUUUCAGCAGCUGGAGGAACACGGCAUAAGUAGAGGAGGAAGAAGUGUUGACAUUACUUUGACAGCGGACAAGGAACUCAGGCUGGUUCUUGACUGGGGGAGAAAGAAAGGACCUACGUGGCCCCACAGUCCUUCUUGGGAGAGCCUUCUCCUCCCGGGGCAGCAGCACGUCGGAUGUUCAGGCUUCUGCAUUGCCUGUAGAUGCUGUCUGUAACAGAACAGAGACUGCAGUGCAGGCUUUUAUCCAUACCUUGGGCAAGUGCUCUCCACUACUAAUGUUAUAAUAAUUUACCACUAAAGCAUCUUUGGCUCCUUCCUUUGCAUUGCAUAAAAGGAGACUUUUCACACAGGUGGAUAAAAAUGCCUGCCCUGACUGUGCUACAGUGUGCCAGCUCUGUUCGGCGGGGGCCUUUUCCCUCCACAUGUACCUUUCCAGUGCACCCAGGGGUCUGUAAACCACAUUAUUUCACAGCAGUCUUCAGGCUCCUGCCCUGAUAUGUGUUGGUUCACGCCUGUCGGUGAGCAGAACCUCCUAAAGCUGUGUGGCAAUCAGGCAACAGCAUGCAAAUUUCACUACAAGUUCAUCUGCCGCAGGGAUAGUAUUUUACAUCUACCACUGGCUCUGGGUCCGUGCAGGAAGGUGAGUACCAAACCUGAGUGCAGAAAGGAGGACCCACUCUUGGCUGACUGUCUUUGGCUGGAGGACUU
Aquila chrysaetos chrysaetos is the source of this 1675-nucleotide messenger RNA. RefSeq names its product glyoxylate and hydroxypyruvate reductase (gene GRHPR). Lineage: Eukaryota; Metazoa; Chordata; Aves; Accipitriformes; Accipitridae. The coding region runs from base 63 to 923 and encodes 286 amino acids. The transcript is spliced from 9 exons. Gene Ontology annotation, molecular function: hydroxypyruvate reductase [NAD(P)H] activity; hydroxypyruvate reductase (NADH) activity; NAD binding. Gene Ontology annotation, cellular component: cytosol. The record is from RefSeq and is a predicted model, not a curated record.